Pocillopora meandrina is the source of this 4346-nucleotide messenger RNA. The record is from the annotation of a GenBank genome assembly. Lineage: Eukaryota; Metazoa; Cnidaria; Anthozoa; Scleractinia; Pocilloporidae.
CAAAUUCAAUAAUGGCGGCUAGAUGUGCGAUUCGCUCAACCUUCUGCUCUCCAAUUAGCAAAUCGUUCUUAAACAGAGGACAUAGAAGUGUCCAAAGCCGUCUUGUUAGUACUAUCAACUAUGGACCGGGGUUCUCUGGCACAAGUCGCCGAUUUGUUGCCGUUUUGGCAGCAGGUUGUGGAGUAACCCUGGCUGGGUUUGUAUCCUACCAGAUGAUUUCCAACAACGUGAAAGCAAGGCCCGUCAAAGAUCUUAAUUUACCUGCCGAGAAAGGGAUCUCUGAUAUCUCGAUAACUCUCUACCAGUAUCAGAACUGCCCUUUCUGCGGUAAAGUACGAGCGUUUCUGAACUAUUAUGGAAUCAAGUACAACACUGUCGAAGUGAGCCCCUUGUGGAAGUCAGAGCUCAGUUUCUCCAAGUACAAGAAAGUUCCUUUAGUUAUGGCGGAUGACACACAGGUAAGGGGCCUUGUUUCGUAAAAUUUAUCGGGAAGAAAAACUUCAGCAGUCGUGGAGAAACGAUGAACUACACAACGGACGUUGUGAUUCAGCGAGGUUUAAAUUAUGUGGCCCUGUAUUGUAAGUAUGUAACGUUCUGGGGUGCAUGUCCUUACCUCCCUUACAAGCUGGCACCUUUGGUGCUUCCCAGCAUCCUUCUUCUAAACGUUCUUAAAAAGCCCUGAACCUCCCCUACCCUUCAUCCAUGCCGGAUUUUUCUGAGUAAAGUUGAGAAGCUCAGUUCAUAAUAUGCUGAUGCCUUUAAAAAUCAAAAUGCCAUUUUCUUUCAUUUUGGGGUGAGAAGUAAUUCCUUUUAGUUUUGUCAAUUUGAAGCUCUCCCAAUAGGCUCUUUCUUUGAUAUGAAUCAUUCUUUACAGAUCAAUGACUCAUCAGUCAUUAUCAGCGCCCUCCGGUCCCUUAUGGUGGGCCAAGAUUCCAUCAAACAGAUCUUAGUUUAUUACCCUGAAAUCACUACAAAAGGUGCAGAUGGCAAAGAACAGACCGAAUAUGCCAACAGAUAUUUUAUCAUGUACAAAGAACAGGCCAUUGACAAGAAAUCCAUGGAAUAUGAGAAGUAGGUGCAGAUUAAUAACUUUGAAAUAUGAUGUUAUAACAGUGUAAUUUGGGAAUAAGACUGUAAGGAUUGUAGGGAUGCUCCUUUAUUCCCUGAAUCAUUAUAGAGCAAUUUCCAAUUCAUUGUCAAAAGUAAUCUGCAUUGAUUUUGCCACUCUUCACUUGGAUUGGUCUAGAAAACUUGCACCCCAUGUAGAUGCCUUCUUAGUCUUAGUUCAAAAUGAUGGCUCAUGACAUUGUAGAGAGGCAAGGAUGAAACAACAGAUUUUACACUUCAAAGCACUGUAUUUGACUCAUAAAGGAACAAGUAAAUACGUAAUACCAACUUAUAAAUGGAAAGUGAGAAUACAGAGAGGGUAUGAAGACCCCAAGCAAAACUUAUCUGUGCAUCAAGGCAGAUAACCCUUUCUCCCUUAAGAGUGAUCAGAAUCUAAGUUCUUCUUACAAUAUCACUACUGAAUCAUACAUUUAGGUUACAAGAAUUGGGGAAAUGAUCACAAACUAAAAAAGGACUUUAUCAACAAAUUCUCCUUCUAAUUACUCAGGGAAAUGUAUAGGGAACAGUAAAGAGAAUAUGCAUACUGAUGUUAAGGAAAUGUUGAGGGUUAAGGAAACUGACUAGGAGCAAACUUGAUGAUAACAGAGAGUACUGAUGUAAGUUGUUGAAAUGUUAUACAGGGAACAGAGGAAAUGGCGAAAAUGGGUGGACAAUUCAUUUGUUCAUACACUUUCACCAAACAUCUACCGCACAGCAUCAGAAGCCAUGCAGGCAUUUGAGUAUUUUACAAAGCAAAGUAAUGUCAGCACUUUUGAGAAAUAUUCAACCUACUUUGCUGGGCCAGUAGUGAUGUACUUUGUUGGAAAACAUGUGAAAAGAAAGUAAGUCAUAUAAUUUAUAACCCUUUGGCCCUAGGAGUGACCAGCAUCUAAUUCACCCCCAAUCACAUGUUAAGAUAUUGAUAAUAGCAGAAUUGAUCACCCACUAAAGAAGUUCUUGAUUAUUCAACAAACAAUUUACACCAAAUGAUAUACAUAUCAGUGCUUCAGGUUUCCUAAAAAAAAAAAAAUGUGAAUUUUUUUUUUAUUGACCCUCAAAAUAAUAAUGAAUGUUUCCUUCCCCAGGCACAAUAUCAAAGAUGAUGUGCGACAAGCCAUGUAUGAUGAGGCAGAGAAAUGGAUGAAGGCUGUUGGCAAAAGAAAGUUUAUGGGAGGAAGUGCUCCAAAUCUUGCCGACCUGGUAAAAAAUUUGAGUGUUUGUAGAAGAAAUAGACUCCCUUCAAAUUUCUCCCUAAAACUAAGAAAACUUUAUGAGAAGUAUAACCCUUUUGGAAGUAGAGAACAAAUUAAUGUCACAUAAUUAAACCUGUAUUGAGCAGGCCCCAUUAAAACUCUUUGACCCUUAAGUAUGAUUAGUAUCUAAUUUCUCUCCACAAUAUCACCCCUGAAUCAAACAUUAAGGUCACAAGAAAAAAAGGAAAUGAUCACCACCUAAAGAAGCUCUAGAUCAUCAAACAAAUUCUCCUUGUCAGCACCUUAGGGAUAGUAUAGAGAACAGUAUGGAGAAUAUGCAUACUGAUACCUGGUUUAAAGGGAGGAGCAGACACCCUGUACUUGUCACCCACCAAUCUAAGUUUUAUAUACCAAUUAAUUUGAAAGUAGAUGGCAAAUGAGAAAUAGUGGAUGGCCAGUAGGUGUCAUGUUAUCUGUUGGAUUACUUACAAUACUGAGAACUGUUUAGUUAAAAUGUCUUGGAUGUUUCUCAAAGUUCUUUUGAACCUUAAAGCAAAUUCUAAACAAGGAGUCAAGUCAUAUAUCUAAACCUGUUAUGCCUUGUCUAAGCAUGAAACCUUUACUUGUCCAGAAGUAAAACCAAUCUGUUGUUUAUUGCAAGGAUUCCACAACAGACAUAGCUCCCUUUACUCUUUCUAUUCUCCUUGACCGUGCACAGCCUCUCUCCUCAUAAUAUCUGAGUGGCUACUGUUCAUGUCUUUUCCACAGGCGGUGUAUGGAGUACUGAGCGGUUUGGAAGGUCUUGAUACGUUUAAAGACCUGAUGACACACACCACAAUGAAGCCGUGGUAUAAUCGAGUCAAAGAAGCUGUGCAGACUCAUGCCGGAGCUUGCUAAACCUUAACCUUGUUUUAAUAGGCAGUUGAACUCCUCUCCCUCCUCUCUCUCCCCUUUCCCCCUUUCCCCAAUGAACGAUUUUUUUUCGAUUUUUGCAACGAGCAUAACAAUCAUUGACGUGAAGGAGACCACUAGAUAUUUGCUCAGUAAGAUAAAAGAAUAUAAAAGGGGCUGUAAUAGAUCAGGAAAUCAAUAUUAACAGCUAAGGAUGAAAAAUAUUGAAAGGAAUUGUAAUUGACCAGUUUGAAAACAAUUUUAGGCUGGCGCUUAAGGUGCACAAUCCGCGACCUAACUUACAGUUGUCUGAUAUGAAUGUCUUAUUCCAACAGAAAGCUUCCGCAAAAUAUCAGCCUAUUAAUUCUAAGAGUUUAGGUGGGGUUUGUUUGGUGAAUGCUAAAAAAAUUAGGAAGAAAAAAAUCAGGGACACAACCUGACAGCAGCAUCAGACCUAUUACAACUGAGGAGGCUUUUAUUUAAGGGUAGAAUGGGAUAGGAGCUUGAAACUGUCUGUCAACAUGGAAGGAAGCACAAACAAACAGCUGGAAUUUUUUUUUCAAUUUAUUAUUACUGUAUGUGAUCUGUUUAUUGACAUUUCUGGCUUCAGCUGAAUAUGAUGGAACUGUAAUGGAACAAGUAGCAUAGGCAGACUAUUUUUUACAACACCUGGCAGGAUUUGCUGUCGUUUAUUAACAUUAUUCCCUGCCUAUCAAUGUGCAAAGGGUACUAAGAAGGAACUAUGAAUCCUCCGUCAAGGUCGAAUGGCGGGUGAGUCUUGUGUUUCGUUGUAACCAAUCGCAUCUCGGUCAAACUAAGCAUCGUUUGCCAAACAUCUACGAGCCUCUGACAACAUAACAUAAUCCAAUCUAAGCUAGCAAAAGUGUGUGGAAACAUCCUGGUAUUGAUAUUACUCUAGGUUAACAAAAAAUAGUUGUUGGAAAAUAAGAAUCUAAUCUUCAUACUUUCCAAACUACCGAGCGUAGUUACUCGGCAACGUAGCUCGUGGAUUGCAGGGGGCAAAUCUUGCCUCCAUCUCAAGUGCAAUCGUUCGUCAUUCACGCUGGCAUCUUAUCUCAACAAAUGAUAAAAAGAAUGGUAAACUCACCCCACGGAAAGUUCAAUUCCUGUAAAUCUUUGUCGAAACUGACGAGC